AUGAGGCGGAGGACCUUCCUACUACAGUGUUGUCUCUUGGUUACAUGUCUCCUUAUUGCUUUUGAAGCUGUGCCUAUAGACAUAGACAAAACAAAGGUGAAAAGUCCUGAACCUGUGGAAAGUGCAAAGAUAGAACCACCAGAUACUGGACUUUAUUAUGAUGAAUAUCUCAAACAAGUGAUUGAUGUGCUGGAAACAGAUAAACACUUCAGAGAAAAGCUCCAAAAAGCAGACAUAGAGGAAAUAAAGAGUGGAAGGCUAAGCAAAGAGUUGGAUUUAGUAAGUCAUCAUGUGAGGACAAAACUGGAUGAACUGAAAAGACAAGAAGUAGCAAGGUUAAGAAUGUUAAUUAAAGCUAAAUUGGAUUCCCAUCAAGAUGUAGGUAUAAACCACCAAGCUCUUCUAAAGCAGUUCGAUCACCUAAACCACAUGAAUCCCGACACGUUUGAAUCCACAGAUUUAGAUAUGCUAAUCAAAGCGGCUACAAGUGAUCUAGAACACUAUGACAAGACUCGACACGAAGAAUUUAAAAAAUAUGAAAUGUUGAAGGAACAUGAAAGAAGAGAAUAUUUAAAAACACUGAAUGAAGAAAAGAGAAAAGAAGAAGAAUCUAAAUAUGAAGAAAUGAAGAAAAAGCAUGAAAAUCACCCCAAAGUUAACCAUCCAGGAAGCAAAGAUCAACUGAAGGAGGUAUGGGAAGAGGCUGAUGGACUGGAUCCUGAUGACUUUGACCCCAAGACAUUUUUCAAAUUACAUGAUGUCAAUAAUGAUGGCUUCCUGGAUGAACAAGAAUUAGAAGCCCUGUUUACUAAAGAGUUGGAGAAAGUCUAUGACCCUAAAAAUGAAGAGGAUGAUAUGAUAGAAAUGGAGGAAGAAAGGCUUAGAAUGAGGGAACAUGUAAUGACUGAGAUUGAUGCUAACAAAGACCGAUUGGUGACUCUGGAAGAAUUCUUGAAAGCUACAGAAAAAAAGGAAUUCCUGGAGCCAGAUAGCUGGGAGACAUUGGAUCAGCAGCAACUCUUCACAGAAGAAGAACUUAAAGAAUAUGAAAAUCAUAUCUCUUUGCAAGAAGAUGAACUUAAGAAGAAGGCAGAAGAGCUUCAGAAACAAAAAGAGGAGCUACAACGUCAGCAUGACCAACUUCAAGCUCAGAAGCUAGAAUACCAUCAGGCUGUACAGCAGAUGGAACAGAAAAAAUUACAACAAGGAAUUUCUCCAUCAGGGCCAGCUGGAGAAUUGAAAUACCAGCCACACGUUUAAAUUCCGAAGCCCACCAGAACCAGGAAGAAAAUGGUUAACUCAACAUGUUUCAUCUUCUUACCACCCCUCCUUUUUAUCUGCUCAAUAAAUAUAUUAAAA
Molecule: messenger RNA, 1359 nt
Organism: Chrysochloris asiatica (Cape golden mole)
Lineage: Eukaryota; Metazoa; Chordata; Mammalia; Afrosoricida; Chrysochloridae
Gene: NUCB2
Product: nucleobindin 2
Exons: 12
Coding region: 1-1260 (419 amino acids)
Cellular component (GO): extracellular exosome; endoplasmic reticulum-Golgi intermediate compartment
Molecular function (GO): calcium ion binding
Source: RefSeq, a predicted model, not a curated record